UUGAGGUCAAAACGUAUUUUGGCCCUUGUACCCCAAGAAAACGCUCAAUCUGAUAUAAGUGGGACAUCGAACUCUGAGAAUGAGCUUGAAGACGAAGUGUACAACUUUCAAAGUCGAGCUUCUGAGUCAUCUGAAGCACCAUCAAUUGACUCUGCUUUAGAACGGCUCGAUAUAGAUUUUUUCGAUGACAAUUAUCCGAAUACGGCUCCGACUGAUCACACAGGAUAUGAUGAGACUGACAAUUAUGAUGAUGACCACCAAGAAAAUAACUUUUCACUGACAUCCAUAAGUUCUUUACCAACACUUUCUCCAAUGUCAAACAUACCUUCUAUGACGCCAUCAUUUAUAAUCAACCAAGUAAGUGACUCUCCCCAACAAUCUCCAUGUAAUUCUACUUCAACACCUCUUCCAAAUCGUUAUACUCGAAAAAGACGCCGUCAGCAAAACUCGAUCUCGAAAAGACCUUGUAUUGUUACUAAAAAUAAGAAAGUCAACCUCAAAUUUCAAUGGUCAAGCGGACGUUUUCGAUUUCGUGCCUAA
Molecule: messenger RNA, 540 nt
Organism: Parnassius apollo (apollo)
Lineage: Eukaryota; Metazoa; Arthropoda; Insecta; Lepidoptera; Papilionidae
Source: the annotation of a GenBank genome assembly